AUGUCGCGAUUCCUCGUGGAAAGGACAUUGAAGGCAGGUACAAAUGCCCAAGCCACCAGUGCAGUGCUAUCCCGAAACCUGCGCCAACAAAUCCCCUCCAUAGCCCGUGCAGCGGGCAUUUAUUACUACACAGAUGAUGGACGAGAGGUGAUAGACGCGUGCGGUGGCUCUGCCGUGGCAUGUCUCGGCCAUGACAACGCCAGGGUCAAGGCGGCGGUUCAAAGACAAAUGGAAAGCGUCCCGUAUUGCCAUAGCCAAUUCUUCACCACACGCACGAGCGAAGAGCUAGCGAUGAAAGUCGAAGCCUCUUCAGAUGGGAAAAUGGCGAGGCUACUCACGCUGAGCUCGGGGUCAGAGGCGUUGGAAGCAGCUCUCAAAGUUGCGCGACAAUAUUACCUGGAACUCCCAGAUCCUCAGCCGCAAAGAAUCCAUUUCAUUGCUCGGACCCCUUCAUAUCAUGGAGCAACACUGAAGACCUUGGCAGUUGGAGGCCACUUGAGUCGACGUGCGCUGUUCGAGCCAAUAUUAUCAGACAGCAGUGCCAAAGUAUCUCAAUGCAAUCCAUAUCGAGAAUUGCGACCAGGAGAAUCAUUGAAAACAUACGUUGCCCGACUUGCAACUGAAUUGGACGAUGCAUUCUGUCGUUUUCCAGCGGGCACGGUCUGUGCCUUUGUGGCAGAGACAGUGACGGGUGCGUCGACCGGGAGCGUGCCUCCUGCAGAAGGUUACUUUGCCGCAGUCAAAGAAGUUUGUGAGAAACAUGGCGCACUCCUCAUCUUGGACGAGGUCAUGUGCGGUAUAGGUAGGACAGGGACCAUGCACGCCUGGCAACAAGAAAAGGUUGUCCCAAAUAUCCAAGUCAUCGGCAAAGGGUUUGGGGCAGGCUAUGUACCAAUCUCAGGCGUGCUUAUUGACCAUGAAGUGAACAAGGUCCUAGAAUCGGGUUCUGCAAAGUUUUCCCACGGACAGAGUUUCCAGGCCCACCCAUCUGCAUGCGCGGCAGCUUUGGAAGUUCAGAAGAUCAUCCACGAGGAGGAUUUGCUAGCCAAUGUGCGAGCAAUGGGCAGCCGGCUUGCCAGCGCGCUCCAAGCAAAGAUAGGCUCGCACCCGAACGUGGGCGAUAUACGGGGUCGAGGCUUGUUCUGGUCAGUAGAGUUUGUAAAGGAUAAUAACCUCCCCUUCCCGGCGGAGCGGAAUGUGGGCUAUUCGGUCCACGAGUUGGCAAUGCAGGAGCCGUACAACUUGUGUGUGUACCCAGGCAAAGGGACCGUGGAUGGCAUUUCUGGAGACCAUGUGUUGAUCGCACCGCCUUACAACGUCACGCCCGGAGAAAUCGAUAUGAUCGUGGAGAGAUUGGCUGCAGUGCUGUUCGACUUCUUCCGCGAGGAUAGAGACAUGGGAAGGGUUGACCCCCGCCAGUGGUAA
Molecule: messenger RNA, 1425 nt
Organism: Talaromyces rugulosus
Lineage: Eukaryota; Fungi; Ascomycota; Eurotiomycetes; Eurotiales; Trichocomaceae
Exons: 1
Coding region: 1-1425 (474 amino acids)
Cellular component (GO): cytosol
Molecular function (GO): transaminase activity; pyridoxal phosphate binding
Source: RefSeq, a predicted model, not a curated record